Messenger RNA from Cetraspora pellucida, 336 nucleotides. The record is from the annotation of a GenBank genome assembly. Lineage: Eukaryota; Fungi; Glomeromycota; Glomeromycetes; Diversisporales; Gigasporaceae.
AUGUCUAUUCAGAAACAAUUUUCUAAAUCAACAAAACCAAUUAAACUUGCAGCAUUUUUUGAUUUGCAGACUAAAAACAUGCAAAUUUUUAUAGAAAAUAAAAGACAUAAUACUAUUUUAGAAGCAUGUAUAAAGUAUCUUGAAUUAGCUACUAAUUAUUAUGAAUUAAAUAAUUUAUUAGAUGCAGUGUCUAGUAACAUAAAUAGUGAAAAUAUUUUUUCUAGUUCUGUGGCUCAAAAACAUUCAAGCCAAAAUAACAAUAAUAUUGCUAACCAUGAAUUUAACUCCUAUUUAUUAUUACCAAGAGUUCCAGAUAAAACAAACAUACUUCAUUAG